This is a messenger RNA of Bacillus rossius redtenbacheri, 2228 nucleotides long. RefSeq names its product endochitinase. The record is from RefSeq and is a predicted model, not a curated record. Gene Ontology annotation, molecular function: chitinase activity; chitin binding. The coding region runs from base 141 to 1775 and encodes 544 amino acids. The transcript is spliced from 11 exons. Gene Ontology annotation, cellular component: extracellular region. NCBI's taxonomy places the organism in Eukaryota, Metazoa, Arthropoda, Insecta, Phasmatodea, Bacillidae. Gene Ontology annotation, biological process: chitin catabolic process; carbohydrate metabolic process.
GCAGCUGGGCCGCAGUAGCCGAGCGGCGGUCGACCCCAGCACACCUCGAGACACCGCGCGGAGCAGCCGCACCACACCGCACCACACCGCACCACACCGCACCACACCGCACCACACCGCACCACACCCAGAGCGGGAGGAUGACGUCUGCACGCCUGGUGCUGACCGCGACGCUGGCCUGCCUGUUCGCCGCGCCAGUUGCCGCCAAAGUUGGAGCGCCGGGGCGGGUGGUAUGCUACUUCAGCAACUGGGCCAUCUACCGGCCCGACGUGGGCCGCUACACCAUCGAGGAUGUGCCGGCCGACCUGUGCACGCACCUCAUAUACUCCUUCAUCGGCGUCAGCAACGUCACGUGGGAGGUGCUGGUGCUCGACCAGGAGGUGGACGAGGACAUGCGCGGCUUCGCCAACUUCACGGCGCUGAAGAGCAAGUUCCCGGCGCUGAAGACGGAGGUGGCGGUGGGCGGCUGGGGCGAGGGAGGCCGCAAGUACUCGGGUCUGGUGUCCUCCAAGGCUCGCCGCGACUCCUUCAUCGCCAGUGUCGUGGCCUUCAUGAAGAAGUACGACUUCGACGGCUUCGACCUGGACUGGGAGUACCCAGGCGCGGCGGACCGCGGCGGCAGCUUCUCCGACAAGAACAACUUCUUCUUCUUCGUGGAGGAGUUGCGGCGCGCCUUCGAUGCGGAGGGCAAGGGCUGGGAGAUCACCAUGGCCGUGCCGCUGGCCAAGUUUCGUCUGCAGGAGGGCUACCACGUGCCCGACCUCUGCCAGCUGGUGGACGCCAUCCACGUGAUGGCCUACGACCUGCGGGGCAACUGGGCCGGCUUCGCGGACGUACACAGCCCGCUGUACAAGAGGCCGCACGACCAGUGGGCCUACGAGAAGCUCAACGUGAACGAUGGGCUGGAGUUGUGGGUGAGCAUGGGCUGCCCGCCAGACAAGCUGGUGGUGGGAGUGCCCUUCUAUGGCCGCUCCUUCACGCUGGGCCAAGGCAACAACAACUACGAGCUGGGCACCUACAUCAACAAGGAGGCAGGCGGCGGGAAGCCCGGACCCUACACGCAGGCCAAGGGCUUCAUCUCCUACUACGAGAUCUGCGCUGAGCUGCAAGAGAAGGGCAGCAACUGGACACAGAGGUGGGACGGAAUUGGCUUCGUUCCUUUCGCCUACCAAGGCACACAGUGGGUGGGCUACGAGAACGCGACCAGCGUGCAGAUCAAGAUGGACUGGAUCAAGCAGAAGGGCUACGCCGGCGCCAUGAACUGGGCCAUCGACAUGGACGACUUCCGCGGCCUGUGCGGCGAAAAGAACCCGCUGAUCCGCGUCAUGAGCGCGGGCAUGCGGGGCUACACAGUGCCGGCCAGCACCGUCAGCACCACGCCACGGCCCGAGUGGGACAGACCGCCCAGCACCACGCCGCAAGGUGGCCGGCCCACCACCGCCACAACGGCCACCGUGGCCACCACGACGGCCACCAUGACCAGCCGUAGGCCCAGCUGGUCCACCAGUACCACCACGAGGCAGCCGUCCACCAGCCGGCCCGGCACCACAACAACCACAGCCACCACCAGCACCACCCAGAGCAACGAGAUCCUGGGCGACUGCCAGGACAACGACUUCCUGCCGCACAAGGACUGCAACAAGUACUACCAGUGCGUGUACGGCCGGCCGGUGGAGUUCACCUGCGAGCCAGGCACCGUGUGGAACGAGAAGAUGAAGAUCUGCGACUGGCCAGCGAACAGCGACAACGAGCGAUGCCGCGACUACACGGGCUAGUGCUGCCGCCUGUUGAGCAGAGCUUCAACUGCAGCCGCAUUGUGUCCAGUCUCGGUACUGAAGAGUGCACCCCUGACAGUGUCGUGGUGCACAGUGUUGAAACUUGAAAACUGCAGUCGCCAAACGUAACCACUCCGAAGAUUCUCUGUGUUGGAAACAUCCCAAACAGUUAUGCUGUUCAAGAGAAUCCUAUUUCUUUUUAGUGUUAAGUGAACACGUUGUACUGGAAAUGUCUGUGUGAAAUUUUUGUGGUAUGCAUGUGACUGAUAUAUUUAUAUUCAUGUUAUUAUUAUUUCUUAAUAACUAUUUAAUUUUAGAGUUCAGAUAUACAGAAUUUACAAUUUAGUGCAGAAUAUUUAUUUAAUUUAAGGAAUAUUUAAGUUUAUGAAGAAAAAAACUGUUACCUGAAUUUUAAGUAAAAUAUAAGUUAAUUAAAAAGCUUUUAUUUUUGUA